Pocillopora damicornis (cauliflower coral) is the source of this 7081-nucleotide messenger RNA. RefSeq lists its product as uncharacterized. Lineage: Eukaryota; Metazoa; Cnidaria; Anthozoa; Scleractinia; Pocilloporidae. The record is from RefSeq and is a predicted model, not a curated record. Gene Ontology annotation, molecular function: guanyl-nucleotide exchange factor activity.
GCGAGAAGUCUUGGAAGUUUGGUCGCAACCUGACACAAUAGAUGACUUGUUUUGUUUACAAGACUAUAAUUUGGAUUGAUCUAAAUAUUUGGUUAGAGUGUCUGUACAUUUUGCAAUAGCCUAACAAAGCAUGAGACAAUGAACUGAUUAAUCGUUUCUGUUUGGGUGUUUACAAGUUGUGGUUGACAUUUUCCCAGCGUUUGAGGAAAUAAUUAUGGAUCGGGAGCAAAAUUUAAUUACAACAUCACAAGGAAAAGAAAACAAGAUGAUGGAAUCAGAGGAGGUGAAGAUUACUCCCCCUGCACGUCUAAAGAAAGCUGGAAAACGCAAUAAGACAGGCGAUAACAUAUCUCUUCCUGCCUGCAGCCAAGGUUCAACGAUCACUAAUGGCGGUACAAGCACCCAAGCUACGGAGAAAUCGCUGAAUCGAGAUGUAAAAGAAAGCAGGGAGCCUUUAAAUGAAGAAAAUUUAUCAGAGAGAGAAGUGACAGAUACUAAAUCACUUGAAACAAAAAAUGGAGUUUUAAAAGACAGCUGUGUGGGUGAAAUUGUCUCGAGCGAUGACGGUUCCAAUGGGACUUGUGUUGUGAAUUCCUUCGCAUGGUCGCAUAAUAUAGCUGUCAGUGAAAAUGAUACCGAAGCUGUGCUGAGUUUAGUUAAAAAUGCAGCGAUUGAAAAAGAUUCAAACCUAAGGAACGAGACUGAAGACGAUAAGAAACUUCCUCUUGGCUUCGAAAAUUCACGAGAAGAAUGCGCAAGUCCUCAAGAUGAAGAAUCUUUUUUCUCAGCCGGUGAGGAGGCGGAAACUAACCAAGAUUUGUCUUUGACAUUGCCUGAAGCUGCGAAAAUUGUGGUAGGACCGUCAACAACGUCAGAAAAUAUCGAUGGCCCUGCUUUAGUAAACGGUGAAAACAGCAACGAAGCAACUACUUUGACCGCAGACCACGAGGAAAUUUGUGAAUUCCAGAAGUCUGACCAGACUAAUCAGAGAUCAAUAUUUCAAGUUGUAGAUGGAUAUUUGGAGAAUAUCUCUAAUGUUAAGGAGCCGUCUCUGCAAACCAUUGAAACCAAAACUUUAUUUGCGGUAAAGGAUGAUGCCAAUGUUUCUGACCUUGUCCCAACUGAUUCCCCUGACAGUGAUCUGCAGGUGGAGACAGAGGUUGGUGCAGCAGAGGAAACAGAACACUCUGUCAGCGAUAGCGAUCAGGAGUGGUCCUCAAGUUCCUACACAAGCUCUGAGGGUGAAUAUGAUGUAGGCUAUGCAGAAGAAGCCCGUGGUAUUCAGGAGGAACAGAGUGCUGAACAAUACAACUACAAUGAUGAAGUAUUCCAUGUAGAAGAAAUCCUGUCAGCUUUCCCAAAUUUUACUCAGAUUGUGAAUGUUACAACAGAUUCUGAGGAUGACAGUAACAAAGGGGACUCAUUGAACGACACCUUCAAAACAGUGGAGGAUUCUACAGGAGAAAAUGAAGCAUCUCCAUUAAACAUUAUGAGUGAUAGUGAGGAAGAUGAUGCUGGAAGACAAAUGCUUUCUCAUUUCCCUCCUUCCGAGUGUCCAGUUAUAGUGGAUAUCACUACAAAUGAUUCAAUUGAUGUUGGAAAUAGCUCAAAACAGUCUCCAAAGGCUGAAGAUGAAGCAUGCAAUGACAAAGGAACUUCAGCAGUAUCCACCAAGGAUGAUAUGGUUAGCACUAGGAAUUCAGAUCAAAGUGAUGAAAAUGUUUUUCUAACAGAUGCCACGAAUUCAAAUUCUACUAUAACUAACCUAAUGGAAGAAUCAUGUGACACAAAAAUUGUUGAUGAUUCGGAGAGUCAACCAGUUGAAAGGACUGGGUCAUUUCCUUUGAUAAGUAAUAAUGGAGUCUUGAAGGUUGCUGAUACUGGACAAACACCAGUGAGUACAGAAAAUGGAAAUGAGGUCAUGUCCCCUGAUAGAAAUGCUGAACAGUCCCAUUCAGAUGAGGCUAGAAAAAAGCUUGGAGAAACAAUAUCUGAGACAUUAGAUCUUGAUAAAGAAUUUUGUAAUGUUUACAAAAAUAUUGAAAAAUUAGAAAUGAUGAGUGAGAAUAAUGUUGAGUCAAGCAAUGAAUUUACAAAUGAAACAAGCAAAGAUGAUUCUGGACAAAAUGGAGAGGAUUCAAAAACCAUGGUCAUUGCUGUUGAUGGCAUGGUGUCCACAGAACAAACUACCCAUUGCAAAAUAAAAUGUGUAGUAACAAAUGAAUCAACCAUGGACGAUUGUGUGGAUGGAAGAAAUGACAAGGAAGUAAAUGAAAGUGAAGAAGGUAUAGAUACUCCUUCUCCUGUAUUGGCUAAAAGACGCCCAAGAAAGUUGAGAAAUCCCAAAGGGUAUUCCUUUGAAACAGAGUCAGGAUUACUUAGUCCAGAAGAUGAUGUUCAUGUAGAAUUGAAGAAAAUUCAAAACAGUGGCUCAUUUAAGAGAGGUGGGUCAUCUGUAUUGGCAUCUGAAUCUGAGGCAGAUGGAAUGUCCCCUGAUGGACAGCAGCAUGAUGAGGUCACACCUUCACCUCCUCCAAGAGUAAUAGCUGCCCAAAGCAAGAAUCUAAGAUAUUCUUUGUCUUUUAAUACUGCAGCUGUUAGACAUCCUCAAAGAGAGGGUGGUAAGCGUCCAAAACGUGGGCGAUCAGAAAGGUCAAUGACACUUCCAAACAAUGUUUUUGAUGUUGCAUCUCGCCUUUUUACGUCCAGUUCCUCAACUGAACCAAUGCAUCAAGACCCUAUAACCCUUAUCACAGAUAACAUGCCGGGCACCUUUCAAGGCUUUCCAAUCAAUCGACGGGCACAGAUAGCCUUGGAGUUAUAUACCACAGAGAGGAGUUACAUCAGAGGACUGGAAACUAUCGUCCAGUUAUUCAUGAAGCCCUGCGAAGAAAACAAAUUGUUGGACAAGAAGGAGAUAAAAACAAUGUUUAGUAAUAUAAAAGAUAUCUUCCAAAUCAACAAAGAUGUCUUGUUUAAUCUUCUUUAUCUAAUCAACCACUGGCAUGACAAAGAGCAGUGUGUAGGGGACAUUUUCACAGAUGAGGUUAUUGAACGAAUGAAGAAGAAAUAUGCGGAUUAUUGUACUAACUACGAUUCUGCAGAGACUCUUUACAAGCAAAAGAUAAAAAAGAAGGAAUUUGAAGCUUUUUUAAAUUCAUGCUACGAACAUCCAGUUUGUCAGCCAGGGCUGAAUCUUCCUGCAUAUCUGAUUACAGUGGUACAAAGAAUUCCAAGAUAUCUUCUUCUUCUGGAGGAUCUUUACAAAAGGACGCCAGAGAAUCACCCAGACCGAAAUAAAUUGAACAAGGCUUUGAGCACAAUGAGAAACACAGCAGCAUUCAUCAACAAUCAGUUACAAACAUCCAUUGGCCAGAAAGCAAUGGUAGAGUUGAGAUCAAGACUUAUAGGUUUGGAGGCAUUUGAAGGUCAAGCUCUAAUCAAAGAGGUUGAUGUGGUCCUAUCAGGCAAGAAGACUCGCAAGUGCUUGUUAUUUGGUGACAUGUUGGUGUUUGCUGUGAAGGGUGUCAGCAAGACUAGUGAAGUGGAGCAAACUCUUGAGCUGGCCACUCUGUGGUGCAUGGAUCUUGAAGGCAACAAUCCACAAUCAGGAAAGGAAGACUCUCUUGAAGUUUACACACCAGAGCAGUCUUACUUUGUAGAAGCUGGAACUAAAACAGAGAAAAAAGAUUGGCUACAGAAGCUCAGGACAAGAAUUGCCAUGGCGUUACAUGGAACAGAAGCAACAGACAAAGAUGAGAUUGAGACACGCAAAGGUACUUUCACCUACAAGGAUGGACGACACUUUUGUGGUAAUUUUGUUUCAGGAAAAAGGAGUGGUGAAGGCACACUUUCUUGGCCAAAUCAAGCCAGAUAUCAGGGUAACUGGGAGGAUGAUGAUCGCAAUGGAUGGGGAGAGUUGACAUACAAUAGUGGAGACAAAUACAGAGGAGAUUGGCUGGAUGAUAAACAGCAUGGCGAAGGAGUAAUGGAAUAUACAAAUGGUGACCUCUACAGAGGACAGUGGUACGAGGGUGACAUGCAUGGCCAGGGUACCAUUACCUUCAAAAAUGGAGAUGAGUUCUCUGGGAAGUUUUUUCACAAUGAAAUCGAGGGGUAUGGAGAAUUGUGUUGUUUCAGUGGAUUGACUUACAAAGGGGACUGGACACGGAGCAAGAAACAUGGUAAAGGGUGGAUGCAGUUUCCCAAUGGUGACGUUUACAAUGGUCAGUUUGCUAAUGAUCGGAUCAGUGGACACGGAGAGAUGCAUUAUGUUGAUGGCUCUGUGUACAAAGGACAGUGGAUGGAAGAUCAGCGGGGAGGGAACGGUGACUACAGAAGGGCUGAUGGAACUCAUUACGUUGGAGGAUGGAGUGGAGAUCAUAUCACGGGCAAAGGAUACAUGAAGUACGCCAAUGGUGACUGUUACGACGGAAACUGGUUUAAAAACACGCGGUUUGGUCAGGGAGUUAUGAAGUACAGCAAUGGUGAUGUUUACGAGGGAGUGUUUGAAUAUGACUUGCGCAGUAAGACGGGAAGGAUGACGUACAAGGACGGAUCAGUGUAUGACGGCUGUUGGAACAAUGGGCUGCACCACGGAAAAGGUAAAAUGACAUACAGCGACAAGAAGAGUGUGUAUGAAGGAGAAUGGAUGUUAGGUAUGAGACAUGGUGAGGGAAGAUUGAAAUAUUCCAACGGAGCUAGUUACACUGGUCACUGGGAGUUUGACAAGCGAAACGGACGUGGAAUGUAUACAGACCCUUCUUCUGGCUAUCGUUAUGAAGGGGAGUGGAAGAAUGGACACAAACACGGCAAAGGUGUCGAACAGACUCCUGAGGGAGUAUACGAAGGCGAAUGGAAAGAUAAUAUGCGCCAUGGCCAAGGGCGGGAAAUAUCGGUUUGUGAAACGGAAUUUGAAGGAAAAUGGAAGGAAAAUAGAAAACAUGGAACAGGCACUAAAAAACUGAAAAAUGGGCGAGUGGAAGGGCAGGUCUGGGAAGAGGGCAAACAUGUGGAUAUAUCGAGUAUUGACGUAAUAGAACUGCCCCUCAUCCAGAGGAGAUGAUAAUAAUUUAUGUUACCAUCCCGAAAUUUGAAACUACAAUUCCAAGGAUUAAGAGUUUUCUAGCGAAGAGAUCAAAGGAAUAAUGAGAUUUUUCCUUUACCCCUGCUUGACCAGGUGUAGAUGUUGCUCUCCCCUGCCCCGUUCGAUAAAAGACCUACUUCAGUUUAGCAAGGUAUUUUUUUAGGGAGGGGGGGGUUUCCUAUACUGCUUAUCUACCAACGUUUGUUGAACCUCUUUUUUUCGCUUACUACAAUGUAUGAGGUAGUACUAGGAGUGAUAGGACAAUAAGCUGCAGAAAUUUGAGUUUUUUUUAAAUGUUUUAUUUUUAUUAAUUCAACUUAUAUUUAAGGAUAGAUCGUCACAUAAGACUUAGGAAUAAUACUGUUUUGUACAAAACGGUAACUUUUACUUGCUGUUAGUAUUUGCUACUUGCUACAGUAUUUAAAGGAAAAUGAAAGUUUUUUCGUAUGCAAUUUGGGGUAGAAUAGCAAUCAACAGAUUUAAAAGAUUGAGUGGAGAAGAAAGUAUUGAGUUAAACUAAGGUUAACAUUUUGAGAUGUUCGUCAGAAAGAAAUAAGUUAAAAAUUGGAGAUUAGUCAAAUACAUUGAUGGAAAUAACCAUAAUGAUGAUAAAAAGCCGGGUUUUUUUUUUCUGUAGUAGUGAGGGAAGGAAACACAUUAUUAUUAAGUUCCGCAUUUUUUAUUUGAAACUUUUCCCUUAAACUAUGGAUAAAAAUGGUUAUUAUUAGACUGUGAAGCGCGAACAACUUGAAUUAAGCACUUUCAUCUAAUUUUUUAAACCAGGAACCAUGUAACGUGUGUUUGACGUUAUUUUUAAGUGAAACCUUACAUGAAGCAGCACUCUAUUGCACUCUCACCCUAAGUAGUUGUGUCUUUGUAAACCGAUGACAUAUUUUCUCUAUUUUUUGAUUUGUGUCAUAGAUGCUUUGAUUAUCUAAGAAAUCCAAAUAUUUUUAUUAUGACAGGCAUUAGAAGUUCUUAACUUGGAAGGUUUUCGAAUCAAUACAAACGUAGGCUCACAGAGUAAAGAGCUAUGUAUAAUUUAACUGAUCUUGGUCUGGAACACCUAUCAAAAAAGCUUAGUACGGGUUAUUGUAGUUUUUGUUGCGCAAAAAACCUUAACAAUAGAAAGCUCGUGCAGCAUGUUCAGCCAAUCAGAGAACAUGAUACACUAUAAACCAAUCCUAUUCACGUGAAAACAUCUGUCAUAGUAUUAUCUCGUUCUCUCAGGAGUACCGAGUACUUUCCCUUCCAUCAGUGUUUUCGGGAGUUACGUGACCUUGAGGUGUUCCAGGCUAAUUAGAAAUGCAAAUUAUUUAGGAUUUUUAAAGGAGUUAUUGAAAGACUAAUUCAAAUGAUGGAAAUAUCGAGUGGGUGAAUUUUGCAGUUCCAAGAUAUAUUAAACGAUGGGUUAUUCAUUUAAGAAAAUAUAUAAAAAUAUGUUUACAGCGAAGGCACGAAUUUUAGUUUACAGUAUCCCCUUUUUUUACCCAAGUCACUUAGACAAAAUGAACAAAUCACAUUAUAGGAAAGGAACAGUGAUUCCAACCAAUUCAGUUUGACCAAUUAGUGCAGAGGACCAACGCAAACAGAGACGACAAUGAAUUUAUAUAAAGUUUUAUUGCGCGUGUCCUUUAGUCGGAUUGUUUACUUUAGCGAAGGGACCCUGUUAACCUAUGUAGACGUGUAGUUCUUCGUUGGGAAUUUGAGACCAAUUGGUUUCUUUUCCUUGAGGAGGAAAGAAGGAAAACAGAUCACAGAAAAUUUUCACCUGUUACUAUUGUUGUAAAUGAGCUUCUUGAUUGAGUCAAUAAUUGUAGACUUUGACGAUGAAAGCUAAUCGAAAUUCUAUUAACUGUAAAUUGUAAUUAAAAUAAAUGUCUAUGCUAUAGGCCGAGGUAGUUUGUGCUGGCACAAAGUAAAUUUAGCAAAAUAAAUAAUAUGGAUGCAAAAUGUAGUUUGGAGAAGGUGGAAAAAUAAAAUAGCUUUUUGCAA